AUGGACUGGGUGAUGGUCUCUGUUAGCCCAUGUGCAUACAGAAAUUGGUAUAUAUUUGCUGAUAAAUUAUAUCUGGGAUCGGUUUGCCCCAUGACUCGGGUACAAACAUAUGUGUAUGAUUUUAUAUAUCCUGUCUAUGAAUGUGGGGUCAGGAUAAAGGUUGUUUCAGAGGAGGCGCUCCUUUUUCAAACAGAGCUAUACUUUAACCCUAGGCAUACACGUUACAGCCCUCAGAAAACCCCUCUGGAGUGUUCUGCCUCUUGCUGAGGCCAGAAGUCAGUGUGGCUGAUGCCAGUUUCUACAGAAAAUGAAAUAAAAUUGGAUCCCAGCCCCUUCAUUGCUGACUUUAAGACAACCGAAGAGUUAGGAUUAUUAAAUUCUAGCCAGACUGAUUCCAUACUUAACUUGAAAUUGCCUGUGCUCUCCCGUCCUGAGCACCCUCGGGCCUCACCAGCUCGCCAUCAGCGGCGGCUCAGCCUCCGUGACACCCUUGGUUUACUGCCGUGGCAGGAAGCACUCUGCCCCUCACAGCCCAGCCGCAGAGCCCGUACAGAGCGCUUUCCCGGUGCUGGGCUCCUGCUCGCUUUAUAG
Molecule: messenger RNA, 591 nt
Organism: Dama dama (fallow deer)
Lineage: Eukaryota; Metazoa; Chordata; Mammalia; Artiodactyla; Cervidae
Gene: OOSP2
Product: oocyte secreted protein 2
Source: RefSeq, a predicted model, not a curated record